AACAGUUUAUUUUGACCACGAAGAAAAUCACCAUUUAUCGUAUUUUUUCCUGACGAUCAAGAAAUUCCGAGCUACUGCAUCUCAAACACAGAAACUGAGUCUACUAAGACAACCAAACUCAACAUGACUAAGUUCAUUUCCGCCUUCGAGGACUUCUUUAAGUCCAUCUAUGAGCUCUUCGCCUCCAUCAUUGGUACGAUUGCCUCAUUGAUUAAUACUUUGAUUUCUACGAUUAUCAGCUUCUUCUCGGGUAUCGUCAACCUCUUCACCGAUGUCAUCAAGGGCGCAGUAAAUGUCGUUGGAGGUAUUGGACGUUUCAUCUUUGGAAACAUUGUCGUCAUCGGCAUUCUCGCUGCUGGAUUUAUUAUCUACACUCGCUCACAGCAGGGAAAACCUCUUGUGCCUACGAAGAAGACGAAUUAAGAUGGAAGAAGCAUAUAAUUACUAGCACCGGGAUAGGAAGAACAUGGAUCAGUGUGCAAUACUGAAGUGUUUGUUUGCAAAGCUGGACACUAGUGGGGCUGAAUAGCUGGGUGGCUGGAGGGCUGGCGGGUUGGCAGACCGGCGGGGAAUGGUUAUGUUAAUGACUUGUCGAGGACUGUUCGCUGAUGUGAUACCCCGCUGAUACCACCAAUAUUAAAGUAGCUUUAUCA
Messenger RNA from Cryphonectria parasitica EP155, 653 nucleotides. RefSeq lists its product as uncharacterized. Lineage: Eukaryota; Fungi; Ascomycota; Sordariomycetes; Diaporthales; Cryphonectriaceae. The record is from RefSeq and is a predicted model, not a curated record. Bases 124 to 423 code for a protein of 99 amino acids. The transcript has 2 exons.